GCGGAGCAACCUCGGACUUCGGGGUUUGCGCACUGUGGACCGCAUCCGAAUGGAUUUUAGAUUAUUAUGUUUAUCUCUUCCGUGAGAACAGCCGAGGACUGUUUUUUUCUGAGGAUAUAUAGCGCCAAUAAUUUCUCGGUGCGGUUGAAUUAUUCGGGAGAAGUCAGGAGCAGCAUGCUGCUCUCUAAACUGGACACCCUCUCACACAUGUCGUUCAGCAUGGACCUGCCGGUGAAGCUCCAGCAAGCCAACGCGGAGAAGCAGUCGCUUGAGAAGCAGUACCGGCUGGGUCCGGUUCUCGGCAGUGGGGGAUUCGGUACCGUUUACUCGGCCGUUCGCCUCGCUGAUGGUUUGCCGGUGGCAGUGAAACAUGUGAGGAAGGAUCGGGUGACUGAGUGGGGUUCUCUGUGCGGAGCAUUAGUUCCUUUAGAGAUUGUGCUGCUGAAGAAAGUGAGUGGGACCUUUGCUGGCGUGGUGCAGCUCUUGGAUUGGUGGGAGCAGGCGGAUGGCUGGUUUAUAGCGAUGGAGCACCCCAAGCCAUGUCAGGACCUGUUUGAUUACAUCACAGAGCGUGGCGCUCUUGAUGAGGAGGCAGCACGUGGCUUCUUCCUGCAGGUACUGGAGGCCAUACGUCACUGCUAUGCCUGUGGCGUUGUCCACCGUGAUAUUAAGGACGAGAACCUGCUGGUGGACCUGAGGACCGAGCAGGUCAAACUCAUUGACUUUGGCUCAGGGGCUGUUCUUAAAGACACUGUCUACACAGAGUUUGAUGGGACACGAGUGUACAGUCCUCCAGAGUGGAUCCGAUUCCAUCGAUACCAUGGACGAUCAGCCACCGUCUGGUCACUCGGUGUGCUGCUGUAUGACAUGGUGUGUGGAGACAUCCCCUUUGAACAUGACGAGGAGAUCCUAACGGGGCAGAUCUAUUUCAGGCGGAGAGUCUCCUCAGAGUGCCAGGAGCUGAUUGGCUGGUGUUUGUGCCAGCAGCCAUCCGACCGGCCAACCCUGGAGCAGAUCUUCCUCCACCCUUGGUUGAUGGGCAGCAGGGCUCAGCGAACAGAUGAGGCAGUCAUCACACUUCAUGCUGUUAAAGAUAACACCUCCUGCUCCUCCUUGAAUCCAUCUUCCUCCUACUCCCCUCCCAACCAGUAGAAUCUCAUGGUGGGCAUGGUUUGGACUUGACUGACAGCUGUCCUUCAGUGUCUAUGACUUCAUGUUGGUGGGAGUUUUUCACAGUUGUGGAUGAAGUUUGCUGCUGUGGCGCAGCUUUGUGCUGCGUUAAAAGUGCCUUGAAUUUGUUUAUUUAAAGCUGCUAUGGGGAAAGUGUCAUUCAUUGGCAAAAACCAGACUGCAAAGGGAGAGAAUCUCUAGACGUUGAGCCAAUGAAAACAUUUUUGAACAUCUGGUUAAAUUCUGCUGUGUGGAGCCACAUCAGGGCAAUGGCCAGGGCAUCUAAUCGUCUGUAAGACUGCAGGGGAUUUUAAGUCUGCCAGAUAUAUCAAGUAAGUCUGCGAUGUAACACUUUUUUGUUUGUUUAUUUUUGUUUUUUUGUUUCUAUGGUUAAACAAUCAUCUGGACAGUCGGUUUUUCAGUUGAUUGGGUUUUUUUUCUCGCAGGGCUGAUUUUACUUAAAAUGUGUCCACAUCCAGUGUGCUUGACAGGGAAUACCUGCAGUCAACCUCAUCUGUUUGUCAGGGUAUAAAAUGCACAGUCAAUGCAAAUAUUGUGUUUUUUAUUUUGAAAACAUGCAUUUUUGUUAUAUGUAUAUACUUUUGUAUGCAUUUAUUGUAAGUUAUCUUCAUUAUUGUUUUUUAAAAUAUUUUAUUUAUUGACAUUUUGAAAUGUAGAAUCCUGGCAGGAAAGGUUUUCUCAUGGACGUUAUUCCAAUUAAA
Pelmatolapia mariae (spotted tilapia) is the source of this 1892-nucleotide messenger RNA. RefSeq names its product serine/threonine-protein kinase pim-3-like. Bases 67 to 1152 code for a protein of 361 amino acids. The transcript is spliced from 6 exons. Gene Ontology annotation, molecular function: ATP binding; protein serine/threonine kinase activity. The record is from RefSeq and is a predicted model, not a curated record. Lineage: Eukaryota; Metazoa; Chordata; Actinopteri; Cichliformes; Cichlidae. Gene Ontology annotation, biological process: negative regulation of apoptotic process; regulation of mitotic cell cycle; protein autophosphorylation. Gene Ontology annotation, cellular component: cytoplasm.